This is a messenger RNA of Glarea lozoyensis ATCC 20868, 1428 nucleotides long. RefSeq lists its product as uncharacterized. Gene Ontology annotation, cellular component: Golgi apparatus; TRAPP complex. The record is from RefSeq and is a predicted model, not a curated record. The transcript has 3 exons. Gene Ontology annotation, molecular function: protein binding. NCBI's taxonomy places the organism in Eukaryota, Fungi, Ascomycota, Leotiomycetes, Helotiales, Helotiaceae. Bases 1 to 1428 code for a protein of 475 amino acids.
AUGGAUUUUGCUAAUAGGCCUUCGGAAGCUCUACCGCGAAGACCAACCCGAGGUCCCCUCGAUGCCUCCGAUCCUACAUCAAAUCCCCUAACCUCACCGACGACCCUAGCUCAGCAAUCAUCAUCUCGCCUUUCACCAACGCCAUCGAGAUAUCACACACCACGGCUUCCCUCGCCGGGACCCGGAUCCAAUCUCUCGGCAAUCUCGACCCAACCCUCUUUCAAAACAGCUCAAUCCUCAAUCCCGGCAACUCAAAAAGACUUCUCCUAUCUCCUACGCCCUGAAAUCUACCAUCCUCUGACUCUCAUUGAUGUCCCGCCACCUUUCAGGAACGCGGCCUCGCAACCUGACCAUUCAACACCGCUUGAAGCACUUCUUGCCUCGGGUCAUUUCAGAAGUGCAGCUAUCAAAGCAGCACAAAAGUUGACCUCUCAAACGAUAUCGCCAGUCGCGCAUGAAGAAAUUUUCUCACUACUCUACACCCGUCUCUCUUGCCUAACGCUAUGCAACCAAACCCCGCUUGCCGCUCAAGAGGUGAAAGUCCUUGAGGACUUGAAUUCCUCCUACUACCGCGAUGAUCUGACAGGUACUCAUCUCGUACCGUGGCAUCUCCGCGUCCUAGCGGUCAGACUUCAAGGCAUGGGUUACGCGGAUGCUCGAAGAGGUGUGAUGGGCUACUAUGACCUCGCUAGAGAAGCACGUAUCACAUUAGGAACACUAAAGAAGAACUUGAACACCCUAACAUCAGAUGACGAAGUUGAGAAGAGGGAACUCACUGCCGAAAUCACCAUCUGGGAAGAGCGUCUCGAUAAUCUCGGGGUACGAGUCGCAAGCGCUCUUAUAGAGAUGGAAGACCUAGAGGGAGCUGCUCGACAUCUUAAGACUUUAGAGCCAAACCCCGGGGCGGACGGCUCUCUCCGUCUUGAAGCCCAAAAAGCACUUCUGUAUCUCUGUCUAGGAGACGUCGACGCCGCUCGAGCCUGUAUCUCAUCCGCAUCAGAAACCACUCCUCUCGCCAACGAAACCAAAGUAAUCCAAGCACUAGCCGAGAUCGCAGACGCGGAGUACGGCGCGAGCGCUGUUAUCUGGGAGUGUCUUAUCGCCGGUGAUGAAGAUGGACAAUCCGCUGUGGAUGAGGGCGAAACCGCCAUGUAUCGUCAGAAUCUAGCAGUCUGCUAUCUUUAUCUGGGGAGAAUGGAUGAUGCACGAUUCCAGCUAGAAUAUUUGCUCUCACCGACAGAGCCAUCUCAUAGCCCGGCUACGUUCCAUGCUUUGACGUUCAAUCUAUCUACUAUCUAUGAGUUAUGUACGGAAAGGAGUCGAGUGUUAAAGAUUGGUUUGGCUGAGAAGGUUGCUGAGAUUUUGGCGCAGGAGAGGGAGAGGGGUGGUGGGGGCGGGGAGAAGGUCAAUGGUGAUUUCAAACUGUAG